CAUGGUUUGCACAGCAGGUUACUUGCCGUGCUCGAUUUUUCCUUCCACGGACGAUUCUGUCAUUCGCCUCUACUGCCGGUGGUCGUGCCAGUCAUGCUCCUACUGGUUCUUUGUGAUUUGAAAGCAACUGACUACUCAAUACCAAUCAGUGCAUGGAGGGAACUCCUCUCCACCAUGCCGGCGACAGGAACAGGGAAAACGCAGUCCACGGUGCCACCAAUGAACAAGGCCGAGACAAGCAUUGUAAGGAUCCCAGUUAGAAUGAUGCUUGAUCUCCUGUUAGAGCAUCUUGGGCUUCACAAGGCCAUCAGAGACUCGGGCUCAAUCGGGCCAAUAGCUCCUGUGCGACGUUUUUCAUGCGAAUUUGAAGGAGUGCGACGUUGUUGGAAUGAAUGGCUGUGAUGCGACGUUUUAGAAGCAAACAAUAGCUCUAA
Aegilops tauschii subsp. strangulata is the source of this 434-nucleotide messenger RNA. Lineage: Eukaryota; Viridiplantae; Streptophyta; Magnoliopsida; Poales; Poaceae. The record is from RefSeq and is a predicted model, not a curated record.